Molecule: messenger RNA, 3026 nt
Organism: Mizuhopecten yessoensis (Yesso scallop)
Lineage: Eukaryota; Metazoa; Mollusca; Bivalvia; Pectinida; Pectinidae
Exons: 5
Coding region: 65-2692 (875 amino acids)
Biological process (GO): regulation of cell cycle; negative regulation of apoptotic process
Cellular component (GO): cytoplasm; spindle microtubule; nucleus
Molecular function (GO): cysteine-type endopeptidase inhibitor activity involved in apoptotic process
Source: RefSeq, a predicted model, not a curated record
UUGAAACAGGAACAGGGAAAUAUUGUCUUUACUUAACAUUCCUAUAUAAACAUUGACUGGUUUAAUGAGGACAUUCUCGUCGUUACAGCAUUACACAAAUCCGAAUGCAAACAUAUUAAAAAUAGGUGAUUACAUGGAAUCGACAUCGAAAGUACUAAUAAUGAAGUCAUCAGACACCAUAAGAACACUAAGACGGUCCAAGUCCGACGGGUGUUUGCUUUACUUAAACCGUUUCACAUACGACCAGACAACGGCGUGCGUGAAUAAGAUAACGAAGAACAACAACGCUAAAUCUAUGGACAACCUGACUUGUUUAGAUAUUGUCUUUCCACGUGUUAUCUGUGAUAUGGCAUAUGUGUCACAUGGACGCAUUACUAACACGAGUACAGAUAAUUGCUUAUUCCCGGCAAAACAAAAGGAUACAACCAAAAUGAUCACAGAAUGUGAUCUGCAAUUUCUGGUUAGUGUCAUUUUGUCUAGAGCGGUAGAGAGAGUAAGAAUGCUGGAAACGCAGGCCUGUGCUGGUUGUAUGUGCUUCAUAAAACAUAUUACAUCCCUCGUUUACAAUGAAAACUUAUGUUUUAUAACAGAUAACUGUCAAGUGUGGGCAAAAAAUAGUCUUCGAUAUUUACUUUGUAUUGUAUUCGCCACAUCCGUUCUGUACAACAGUAGUCUAUGUUACAUCUUCCUGCAUUUGUGUGUCUUAAGUGGUAUUUUCAAAAGUGUUAAACUGAAGAUUUUUAUGUCAGAUAAUUUAAAACUGUGUUUGCAUGAAAAUAAGGAAACUAAGAAUGUUAACCAAGAAAAAGGAUGUGAAAAACGCUCUAUAGAAGAAGUGUCCUGGUUGUGGCAAGUUCCAACUCGUAAAGUUUUUCUGGAUGUUUUUCCGUCCAGCCUAAACAUGUACUUUCAAGACGCCCCAAACGGAGAUACAACAACACCUAUGAAUAUUGAGUGGCUACGUUUGCAGUCCUUCGCAAAUGUGCGUGUUAUUAACGCUCGACCAAUCCGUUUGGCAAGAGCUGGAUUUUAUCAUACGGGUACCUCAGACGAGGUUAGGUGCUACUCGUGUGGCAGACGGCGAUCCAACUGGUCAGUUGGAGAUGACCCGGCCGAAAUUCACAGACGUAUUUCACCCAAUUGUAGACAUAUAAGUGGUACAGACUAUACAAACGUUGCAAUUCCUCGCGAUACCGGAACAAUACAGUCAUCUUCAGGGGAUCAAAGGGCCUGUCAAGAAACAGUUGAAGCAACACGUCCGGUACGUGAUAGUCAUUUUCAUACUCCAGGUGAAAGGCAUGAUCUCCCAGCUUGUUCAUUUGCUGAUAACAACUCAGGUCCUUCAAAUAUGGACGACAUGUUUCUGCAGAGUGAGGAAAUUAAUCAUCAGUCCAACAUGCCAGUUCGUAAUAUAGAUACAAAUCAAGAGCACCCCUCGAUCGAACACAAUAUGAUCGAGGUGAAGGCUGUUCCAAAAGAUACCUCUCACUCAUUUCAGCCAAAUAUUCACGAGGCAUGUUGCUCCAAUAGACCUCGUCUUGUGGCAAAUGUCUUCACUGCUAACUCUUCAGCGACUCAUGGAAAUCCGAGAAAAAAGAUGCCGCAUGAUCAAUGCUAUCAGAGUGCAAAUAACAAUACUCAAACUAGAAAUCAAAAUGGCCAUUCAUAUGAACAAAGACGUCCUGACAACGACAACCGUGUAGAUGAAAAUGCCAAUAACAAUUCGCAACUAAACGCAUGUAUUCCUCCUCCGAUAAAUCAUUCAAAUCGAAGAACAUCAACUCAAACCAACAGGGUCACUUCCGGUUCUGUCAGUGCCUCAGUAGUGCAGAAAUUAGCCCCGCUUGGUGUUAACUUCGAUAAGCCGAAGUACCCCGCAUAUGCUGUGUUGACAGUGAGAAUGAGCUCCUACAGUGGUUGGUCUGGCUCACAGACACCAAAUCUGAUGGCCGAGGCUGGGUUCGUGUACGCCGGUUGCGCAGAUUACACUAGGUGCUUUUUCUGUGGAGGAGGACUGAAAAACUGGGAGGAAGGGGAUGACCCAUGGAUUGAGCAUGCGCGAUGGUUUCCCAAAUGCGCAUAUUUGCGACAAAACAAGGGAAUUGAUUUUAUACAACUGGUACACGAAAGACUUAAUGCUCAAGAGCAGAAUAAAGAUAACGUCAGUACCAGUGACAGACCAGGGGGGAACUUCUGCGAAAGUCCAGCGACAGAGUUCCUGGCUGAGAAGGACGUGGAGAACUUACCAGCGUUCAAGAGCGUCUUACAGCAAGGUUUUUCCACAGAACUUGCCAGACAAGUCGUCGGCAAAUUGAGGGGUAAAGCUGGUAUCAAACAUAUCAACAGUAAAGACAUACAAGAUGUACUAGAGGAAAUACUCAGGGUCAAUGGGGAAGGUAACACAGAUGACAAUAGGCUGGGAUGCACGCAUAGCGGAGAUACAUCUAACACAAGUAGUACAGAAUCAGAAGAACGUGAGAUACAAGGACUUGUAGAGGAGAACCGCCGGCUGAGGAGGCAGAAAAUGUGUAGGAUAUGUGAGGAAGAGGACGCUUCUAUUACAUUUCUCCCUUGCGCCCAUCUUGUGUGUUGUCAUGUUUGCGCCCAAGCUGUGAGGCGCUGCCCUGUGUGUGGGGUUAUUAUACAGGGCACUAUCAAAACUUGGCUGACGAAGUCAUACUCAGUGAAAUAACGAUAGCCAAUAGCUGCCGUACAAAAACAAUUACUUUGAACUGUAUUAGUACACAAUAAAUGUGUACUUGUUUUUAGUCUCCCGAUGAAUUCAUUUUUUUUCAUUCCAGACACGGGACUUAUAAUAGCUGUAAAUGUUUAUAAGUUAUAAAAACUGUCAUAGCAAUCUGCCAAAAUGAGUAUUUAAUUUUCUUUAAGGAAAUAUUUCAAAAUCAAUUUUACAGGAGGUGUUUAUUCAUAUGAAGUUCGAUCACCCUCUACCGCGAUUUGGUUGAGGAAUGAAAAUAGAGAACUAAAGUUGCAUUUCUGUCUUGAUUAUUUGUCAUUUAUUUCAA